Messenger RNA from Chaetura pelagica (chimney swift), 833 nucleotides. RefSeq names its product phosphatidylinositol glycan anchor biosynthesis, class F (gene PIGF). Gene Ontology annotation, cellular component: endoplasmic reticulum membrane. The record is from RefSeq and is a predicted model, not a curated record. The coding region runs from base 1 to 666 and encodes 221 amino acids. Gene Ontology annotation, biological process: GPI anchor biosynthetic process. Lineage: Eukaryota; Metazoa; Chordata; Aves; Apodiformes; Apodidae. The transcript is spliced from 5 exons.
AUGAGAGAAGCGGGAAUCAGGAGGCUCCUGGCUGCCAACCUCCUCUGUGUCUUUUGCGUCGUUCUGACAGCGGUCGUGCCGGCUUUCUUCUGGGAAGGGUUCACGGUUUUGGGAACACACCUCACGUGGCUGUGUGUUUGUUCUGUUUCUGUUAGUACCCUUAAUAUAGUCUUGCACUUAGUCCUUAAACCAAAUCAGUCUUCUAAGAGAAGUUCAUUUGCUCACAAGGUAAGAUUUUUGUUCUUAAAUUGCCACCAGACAAUACAGAGAGGAAGCAAAUUCUUUCUAACGACCUCACUUAAUUUUGUAAUAUUCCUUCUUUGUAGGUCAGUGACUGAGACGUUUUUGUUUGCUGUUCUUCUGUCUACCUUUACUACUUUACAAUGCUUGUGUAUGCUGGGACCAAACAUACAAGCGUGGAUACGGGUAUUUAGUAAAAAUGGAGCUACAUCCAUCUGGGAAAGCAGUCUACAGAUUACUACCAUAUGCAGUAUACUGGGAGCUUGGUUUGGAGCAUUUCCUAUUCCUCUUGAUUGGGAUCGGCCUUGGCAGGUAUGGCCCAUUUCCUGUUCCCUCGGAGCUACCUUUGGCUAUGUGGCUGGUCUGGUUAUUGCACCUCUGUGGAUACACUGGAACCGGAAGCAGCUUACAUACAAAAGCAGAUAACUGGAGCAGAGAGAGACAAGAUACCGGCUUCUCUUUCAUAUCAUUCAGUCUUGACAGAGUUUUUGGGUCAUCACGAAGAUCAAUCUAGCAAGAAAGAUUGCAGUCAUGUUGGAAUACACUUUUAAACAAAAGUCAGCAGGCUAUAUAAGAUACCCUCCUUUUAAAGC